Fusarium graminearum PH-1 is the source of this 393-nucleotide messenger RNA. RefSeq lists its product as uncharacterized. NCBI's taxonomy places the organism in Eukaryota, Fungi, Ascomycota, Sordariomycetes, Hypocreales, Nectriaceae. The transcript has a single exon. The record is from RefSeq and is a predicted model, not a curated record. Bases 1 to 393 code for a protein of 130 amino acids.
AUGAUGGGCACCCGCGGGAAGGGAGCUUUGAUCGUCGGCGUGAGGCACAGGAGCGUGAGAGUAGAUGCUGUUAUGGUCGAGAUUGGAAGCAGCAGCAGCACCAGCGGAAUGAGAAGAGUCUUGGAGGUGAUGACGGUGGCUGUUCGGCACCUGAUCGUAAAGGUAGGCUUGGGGUAUAGAAUCGGUAUCGCGGUCGAUGCGGCGGUCGUAGUCGUGAUCGUGAGAAUGUUGGUGCCUGUGGUGAGGCUCGAGAUUGGGGGUUCGAAAGUUGGAGUCUACGUCCUGUAUGUCGGCUUGGAGGCCCGCGUGAAGGGCCAUAUCCAUGUCGUGGUCCAUGGUGGCCUGAGCAUCGGUCAGGCUCGUCGAGCGGAGCGACUGGUCGAGGGACUAUAG